UGUGGUGGUGCUUGAGGUGUCUGAGGUACUGCUGCUUAAGACCAGACCAGAGCCUGGGACUGACUCCAGAGCUUCUCUGAGCUCCACUUCUUACUGAUCCCUGCUUCUGGAUCUAUCUGCCUGUUGUGUGUCUCAAGGAGAAAUUGUCACUAUCUUUUUUUGAAUUUGGAACUGUUGGUACUCAUUGGAACAGAAUAAUGGAUCUCACCACUUUUUACUUCCUGACCACAACUUUGGUUUUGAUACUGGAGCAUGAAGCAUACUCAGACUCCACUGGGCCUGGUCCAGAGGAGGGCCCCGUGAUGCAGCUCAUCUACAGACCCCUACGGCGGGAGAAGCGUUGUUCCUGUGAGAACCUGAAUGAUAAAGAAUGUGUGUACUUCUGCCACAUUGGCAUCGUCUGGGUCAACACUCCUAGUCAGGUAGUGCCAUAUGGAGUGGGCUCCUUCCCUGUUCGACUGAGGAGAGAGGUGGGACGGUGCAUCUGCCUGAAGAGAAAGGACUUUGAGUGUCUUUACUUCUGCUCUGCCUUGCGUACACUCAAAGAAGGUCAACAUUAUUUGGUCAAGAGGACAUUUGCGACAAAGUUGAAGAAGAGAUAUAAGGCUGAAAUGUCAAAUAAAAGGAUCCAACAAACACUUAACGCAAGAAAACUGAAAGAAGAGAAUGGACACUAGUUUCAUCACCCUAGUUUCAUGUCAUCUGAUUGGUCUCUUUUACAAUAUGACGCAAAAGGACAUUGUACAGUGGUGGGGCACUUCUGAAACGUAUUUAUGAAAUGUUGUAACUUCUGCAGUAUUUUUGUGAUUGUGACUCAUUCUCAAAUGUUUUAAUGCUGUACAUAAAUAUUUUUUACUUUACAACAUACAGUACAUACGUCAUUUUCAAAUCAAAUGAAGUUAUAUAGUUACAGUAAUGCAUAAAUGAGCAGUAUUUAAGAUGUUAAAUGUAAAAAUCUCUUGUAUCUCUGUCAAUGUUGUGUCUGCAUGUUACACUGUUUUGGCCUCGACAUCCUUUUGCUGUCAUGGAGUUAGAAUGUGAAAGACAUGCUAGAAAUGGAAAGCAAUGCAGUUCACGGGUCUUAAAAGUGAGUUACAGUAUGUAUCAAACUAGACAGGGAAUCAUCUGUGUGAUCUAGGACAGGUGGGUCAUUUAACGCAUCAUAUAUCCAAAAGGUAUUCAAGUAGAGUUUGCAUGUCCCGGCAGUGGUAUUCAACGCCGGGGUUGCCAAAAUGGUCCCCGCUGAAAAAGUUUGCAUACCAGUGUUACAAUUCAAAUUGCAUUGCUACCAAGACAUGGAUUCCAGACUAGGGCUGGUAUUCAAGCAAACCUGCAAGGCUACCAGACCGCUGAAGAAAAACCCAUUCCAUACAGUAUUACUAUCUCUACAGGGUACAAAGCUCGUCUGUAUUGACAUAGUAUCUGAUAACUAGCUAUGCAGGUUUGUUUGAGCACCAGUAUUGUUUAAAAGAUGAUCAAAUGACUAUUUAUUUUGUUUGUGAGAUGAUUUUAUAGCUAAUACAUUCAAAUCU
Messenger RNA from Oncorhynchus keta (chum salmon), 1532 nucleotides. RefSeq lists its product as uncharacterized. Gene Ontology annotation, cellular component: extracellular region. Gene Ontology annotation, molecular function: endothelin B receptor binding; hormone activity. Bases 198 to 677 code for a protein of 159 amino acids. The transcript is spliced from 4 exons. Gene Ontology annotation, biological process: regulation of vasoconstriction; vein smooth muscle contraction; intracellular calcium ion homeostasis. The record is from RefSeq and is a predicted model, not a curated record. Lineage: Eukaryota; Metazoa; Chordata; Actinopteri; Salmoniformes; Salmonidae.